UAAUGCAGCCCUCCCGGAUCGAAUCCAAUAGAAGAAGACACGGUGCUUCGGAGUGAAUAGUGCAAAUGAAGUUGAACCCGUAAAAUGUGGGAGUUUAACAUAGCAUAAAACAUAACGUUUAGCAUAACUACAAAAAAUGUUGUCAUGCAUGGCCACCAGCUCUCAUUCAAACUCACUGUUCGCCACACGUUUCUCACGCAGUGAAAGAUGCAUCGCAGAGCAUAGAGGACACAGACAGCGCGCUGACAGAUAAGACAGAUCAGAUCUGGUCCUGUGGGUGUCAGUAUCACACAGUGAUCACAGUUCACACCUGCAGUGAAGCUCCUCCCACAACAAUUCACCAAUAAAUACUGGGAAUAUUCACAUCAUCCUACAAGAGAAGGACAAACUCCAGGUGUAGCAGCUGAAAUCUGUGUGAAGAUGGAGUUUAUUAAAGAGGAGAUUGAAGACAUGAGUGAUCCAGAACCAUCCAGAAUAAAACAAGAAGAUAUUGAGGAACAAAUAGACCAGAUGGAGCAAAAACACAAACUGAAUGAAGUUAAAGAGGAGAAACACAACUUCAAAACUCAAGGAACAAAAGCCAAAAAGCUGCACACCUGCUCACAGUGUGGAAAGAGUUUCCAAAAAAAAACAAACCUUAAUAAACACACAAGAGUUCACACUGUAGAGAAACCAUAUACAUGCUCUCAGUGUGGAAAGAAAUUCCUAGAUAAAGGAAACCUUAACAGACACAUACGAGUUCACACCGGAGAAAAACCGUAUACAUGCAGUCAGUGUGGAAGGAGUUUUUCUCAAGCAACAGGUCUUAGUUAUCACCUGAAAGUUCAUUCAGGUGAGAGGCCUUAUGUGUGUUCCUUCUGUGGAAAAAGUUUUUCAAGACUGGAUCAUUUUAAACAGCACCAGAAAGCGCACAAUAAUGUGAAAGAUCAUGUAUGUUGUGACUGUGGGAAGAGCUUUACUACAUCUGGUCAUCUGAAACUGCACCAAAGAAUUCAUACUGGAGAAAAACCUUACAAGUGCUCAUAUUGUGACAAGAGUUUCACUGAUUCAGGAUCCCUGAAAUCACACGAACGAGUUCAUACUGGAGAGAAGCCGUACCACUGUACUCAGUGUGAGAAGAGUUUCAAAGAUGCAGCAAGUUUAAGACAUCAUCUGCGUGUUCACUCUGGAGAAAAACCAUUUAACUGUGAUCAGUGUGGUAUAAAGUUCAUUUUAUCAUCACUUCUAAAAAAACACCUGAAGGUUCAUUCAGAUGAGAGGCCUUAUGUGUGUUCUCUCUGUGGAAAGGGUUUUUCAAGGCUGGAUAUAUGUAAACAGCACCAGAAAAUACACAAUAAAGUAAAAGAUCAUGUGUGUUUGGACUGUGGGAAGAGCUUUAAUAGGGCUGCCUGUCUGAAACUGCAUCAAAGAAUUCAUACUGGAGAAAAACCUUACAAGUGCUCAUAUUGUGACAAGACUUUCGCUCGGUCUGGACAACUGAAAGUACAUGAGCGACUUCAUACUGGAGAGAAUCCGUCGAAGGUUUCUACCAAUCAAAAACUCUAAUGAUUCAUAGAAAAAAAACAUUGUCACACUGAACAAAUGUUCUUCUCAGAUCUAGUGCUUUCAAAUAAAUAAUGUGAGAUUCAGAAAGAAAAUGUAUAGAAAUGCCACAAGAUUUGUAGAGUUGUUUUUUUCUGUUUUGUUGAACAGAAUAUAUAUUCAGUCACUUUAAUUUAUGAAUUUGUGUUCUUUAUUUGAAACCCCCUAUGUAAAAUUAGAGAAAUAAAUGUUACAAAAACCUACAA
Messenger RNA from Ctenopharyngodon idella (grass carp), 1787 nucleotides. RefSeq names its product zinc finger protein 239-like. The record is from RefSeq and is a predicted model, not a curated record. Gene Ontology annotation, biological process: regulation of transcription by RNA polymerase II. Gene Ontology annotation, cellular component: nucleus. The transcript is spliced from 3 exons. Lineage: Eukaryota; Metazoa; Chordata; Actinopteri; Cypriniformes; Xenocyprididae. The coding region runs from base 421 to 1545 and encodes 374 amino acids. Gene Ontology annotation, molecular function: DNA-binding transcription factor activity, RNA polymerase II-specific; RNA polymerase II transcription regulatory region sequence-specific DNA binding.